AUGACGUGCCCAUUCGCCAAAUUCGCCAGCAUCCUGCCCAUCGCACCCACCAAAUCACCGCACAGCUUCCAUGCAGUGCACGCCCUCAACACCCCCAUCGGCUCCACCAACAAAGUAGCCCUCACGCUCUCGGACGCCCUACGCGUGGGCACCGCGCAAUCGCACCGCGCCGUCGAAAAGUCGCGCGGAGUAUCGCUGCUCCUUCAAUCCGUCUCCGCGCCCACCUCCUCCCCCACCUCGACUGCCAGCUCGAGCUCUCUCGAGCAAGAAGCGUUGAGUUUCGAUCGGCUGGAUUAUGUGCGGUUCAACGUGAUGCUCGCAUGCGUGUACAUCGCGUUGGAGGGAAGCAUGGCUGCUGCACGCGAUAAUCGGCUGCUGGCGCCGCUGUUUGCGGAUGCUGGGCUGCUGGGGCUGCUGGUGCGCAGUCGCGUGUUGCUCGACGACGUGAGUGCGCAUUUGGCCACUAUUGAAUCGCAUACGGGCGCCGGGCUGGCCGAGCUGGCCGAACAGGCGCGUGAGGAGCACUCGUUCGCAGCCGACACGGCGGCGGUGCCGGAGGAUGUUGAGGAUCCGACGUCGCGAUUGCAGCUGCUCGCACUCGUCCGAGCGUCUCUACCCUCCGCUGCACGGCUGUCGCCAGAGUGGAGGGGGGCGGAGCUGACAGAGGACCAUCUGGCCCUGCUCCACCCCGCCCAGGUCUGCGCUACACUCUCCUACGUCCGCCGCCUCACCGACCUCUCCCGCUCCCCUUCCAGCACCGGCGGGCUGCUGCUCUCCCACGCCUACACGCGCUAUCUCGGCGACCUCUCCGGAGGCCAACACAUCGUGAAAAAGGUCUCCAAGCGCUUCCCCAUCUCGACCGAGUCUGCGCAGGGGUCCGGGUUCGCGUUCUACGCCUUUGACACCUCCACGGACCUCAAAGCCCGCUUCCGCUCCGCGAUGGAACACGCAUCCCCCGCCGACUCCCACCACCCCGCUGUGGUGCAGCAGCUCGUCGGCGAGGCAAACACCGCAUUCGACCUGAACACGGCCCUGUUCGAGUCGCUCCUGCCCGCAUCGCUGCGCAUGGGACAGCAGGAGGAGCGCGAGCACCCUGACGCGCGGGCCGGGCCCGUCCAGACAGGCAAAGCCGUCGAACAAGCCGCGGCCAACACGUGGACAGCAGAGACAGUCGUCGCCCUCGCCGCCGCCGUCGUGUUCGCCGUGUCGACCACCGUGUGGAUCCGAAACAUCCUGUCCGCCAGUGCCGCUGCCGCCGGCGGACACGUACACGUUUGA
Messenger RNA from Sporisorium graminicola, 1278 nucleotides. RefSeq lists its product as uncharacterized. The transcript has a single exon. Lineage: Eukaryota; Fungi; Basidiomycota; Ustilaginomycetes; Ustilaginales; Ustilaginaceae. Bases 1 to 1278 code for a protein of 425 amino acids. Gene Ontology annotation, biological process: heme oxidation. The record is from RefSeq and is a predicted model, not a curated record. Gene Ontology annotation, molecular function: heme oxygenase (decyclizing) activity.